Anisakis simplex (herring worm) is the source of this 807-nucleotide messenger RNA. NCBI's taxonomy places the organism in Eukaryota, Metazoa, Nematoda, Chromadorea, Rhabditida, Anisakidae. The record is from the annotation of a GenBank genome assembly.
AUGUCUCCGAUGAGAUCGGUUCAAGUGUUCAAGCGCCGCAGCGUUGUUCUUUUCAGAAGAACAAAAACACAUCGUGGUCGGCGUAUAUUGGAGGAACGAAGUCCGAAGCUGGUGGAGAACGAUAAGAAUGCUCUGAUUGUUCGAGGCGGAAAAACCAAUGAAAUUGUCACGAAUACACUGGCCGAGUUGUUUGCACUCAAGAAACCGUUGGCAAAGCAAAUGAAACGACGUAAUCCAUUCCAUCCAUUCGAAGAUGAUACACCAAUUGAGAAGUUUUCAUCGAAAUUCGAUUCGUCAUUGUUUGUGUUCGGUUCAAACUCAAAGAAACACCCAAACAGUAUUCUAUUCGGUCGAAUGUACGAUUAUCAUGUACUGGAUAUGGCCGAAUUGAGGGUUGAGAAUUUAGUGCGAGGCAGUGAAUUUAAGACAGCGAAAGCGAUGUUUGGAACAAAACCGUGUCUGAUAUUGCAAGGAACCGAGUUCGAAACCGAUGAGAAAAUGAAGCGAAUUGGAAAUCUAUUAGUGGAUUGGUUCAGGGGACCGACAGUGGAGAAGAUUCGCUUGCAGGGUCUUGAGAUGGUCAUUUCGAUUACAGUCGUCAAGGAGAAAUUAUUAUUAAGAACAUAUCGAGUAUGCCUCAAGAAGUCGGCAACUCUUUUGCCACGAAUUGAAUUGAUUGAAAUGGGACCACGGAUUGAUUUUUCGGUGCAACGAACAAAACUGGCAAGUGAUGAUCUGUUCAAGACUGCGUUGAAACAACCGAAACAGUUACAGGUCAUUAGUUAUUCUUAUUUUAAUAUUUUUUGA